GAGUGUGUAGGACGGAGAGGAGAAGAAAAGAGAGCGACUUCAGUGGAAUUUUUUCAGUCGAGGAGAGUCAAGAAGAAGCAGAGCGGUAGAGUGAGAAUGAGCGGAGGGGAAGGAGGAGAAGGAGAGAAGGAGAAGAAGAAGAGGAGGAGCAUGGUAUACAUGUGGGGUUACCUCCCAGGGGCGACGCCGCAGAGAUCGCCGAUCCUGUCGCCGGAGCCGGUAGCGGAAGCCGCUGGAGGAGAACAGUGGAGGGAUGUUUGCGGCGGAGGCUGCGGCUUCGCCAUGGCGAUAUCCGAGUCAGGGAAGCUCAACACUUGGGGCUCUACAGAUGAACUUGGCCAAGGAUAUGUGACUUCUGGGAAGCAUGAGGAAAAUCCAGAGCCCUUCCCUCUACCUACAGAAGCCACCAUCAUAAAUGCAGCGGCUGGUUGGGCUCAUUGUGUUGCUGUCACAGAAAAUGGAGGCGUCUAUACUUGGGGUUGGAAAGAAUGCGUUCCAACUGGGAGAGUUGUAACAGAUCAAUCCACUACAGAAAAUUUGGAGAAAGAUGUGACAGAGAAACAUAAUGGGUCAUUUAUUGAAGAAGUUAGCCCCAAAUCACAAGUCAGUCAUUCAAUUUUAAGACGACAAAGUAGUGGAAGCGUAUCUAAACAUGAUAAUAAAGUGGGUGAGGAAGGUACCAAGCGGAGAAAGUUAUCAACAGCCAAGCAAACUUCUGAAAGCCCCACAACUGAGGAAGCCAUGUCAGCACUUCCAUGUCUGGUUUCACUGAGUCCAGGUGUGAGGAUCGCCAUGGUUGCUGCUGGUGGAAGGCAUACGUUGGCACUAUCAGUUUCAGAUGUGGGUCAAGUUUGGGGAUGGGGCUAUGGAGGAGAAGGACAGCUAGGCUUGGGUUCUCGAAUACGGAUGAUAUCCUCUCCUCAUCCGAUAGCUUGUGUUGAGACCUCUUCCUAUGUGAGGGACAGAAUUCCUGGCCUUCCCAGACGAGGCGUGGCUUCUGAUUCUCAGGUCUAUAAGGUUCCUGGGACCUGCAUCAAGGCUAUUGCAUGUGGAGGUCGACAUAGUGCAGUAGUAACAGACGCAGGUGCUUUACUAACUUUCGGAUGGGGAUUAUACGGACAGUGUGGACAAGGAAGCACGGAUGAUGAGCUCAGCCCUAGUCUUGUAUCAUCUCUAUGGGGUGUCCAAAUUGGAGGGGUCGCAGCAGGUUUGUGGCAUACAAUCUGUACCUCCGUUGAAGGCCAAGUUUAUGCUUUCGGAGGUAACCAAUUUGGGCAACUUGGAACAGGAAAUGAUCAAGCUGAGACUCUUCCUAGGCUUCUAUCGGCUCCUUCGCUGGAAAACAAGCAUGCCAAGCUAGUUUCAUGCGGUGCACGACAUAGUGCGAUACUUACAGAGGAAGGAGACGUAUUCAGCUGGGGAUGGAACAAGUACGGGCAGCUUGGCUUGGGUGACGUGAUCGACCGCAGCAUCCCUUCUCAAGUUCCACUCAUUGAUUGCCAUCCAACGAAGGUUGCCUGCGGGUGGUGGCACACUUUGCUGUUGGCCGAGUCUCCUCCAUGAAAGCUCUUAGAAGGCCGUAUACACGGAAGCAAGCAGAGAAGCCUUGGUUCCUCAUUUUUGGGAGGUUAGGAGAGCAUUGGUGGUCCGGGCACCGACUAACAAUAAACGGAAGUUACAUGUCUUCAUUCUUUUGUGGCCUACGUUGUACAGCCAAACAAGUUCGACAAAUAGUUGAUUCUAAGUUAUACAUGAA
Molecule: messenger RNA, 1756 nt
Organism: Nymphaea colorata (pocket water lily)
Lineage: Eukaryota; Viridiplantae; Streptophyta; Magnoliopsida; Nymphaeales; Nymphaeaceae
Product: ultraviolet-B receptor UVR8
Exons: 11
Coding region: 97-1563 (488 amino acids)
Source: RefSeq, a predicted model, not a curated record